AAAAAUAUCUAACGCUUUGGUUCUGAGGUGACGUCAUUGUCCGUGCCGGCAGCUGAUGUGUAGUUCCCAACGCGAAGAACAAGUUCAUGCUGACGCGCUCGCCUUUUAAGCCGAUUUUUAUCGAGUUUUGACAGUUACGGUUUCCAGCAUGGGAAGAAUACAGCUCUCGUGGCUUUUCGUUCAGGCUGCGCUCGUCGUGGCUUCGUGUUUCACCGAUAUGGAAACGGGGCCUGGUGCAGGUGUAUCGACGCAGACCACCGCCACAGAUCGGUUCAAAAUCGAAGGAAGGGCGAUCGUUCCAGGGGUAAAAACACAAGACUGGGUCUCCACGGCGCGAGUUCUUGUAGACGGUGAAGACUACGUGGGUUUUUUGAGAACGGAUGGGAGUUUCGCAGUCAACGAUGUACCCUCCGGGUCUUACGUUGUAGAAAUUGUCACUCCAGGAUACCGAUUUGAGCCUGUGCGUGUUGAUAUUACAUCUAAGGGGAAAAUGAGAGCACGCCUUGUGAACUACAUUAAGACUUCAGAAGUGAUCCGCCAGCCAUAUCCUCUCCAAGUUAGAGCAAGCGGCCUACACAGCUACUUCAUAAAGAGGGAAACCUGGGGCUGGACUGAUUUCCUCAUGAACCCAAUGGUUAUGAUGAUGGUGUUGCCAUUGCUGAUUAUUGUUCUACUGCCCAAAGUGGUCAACACGAAUGACCCCGAAAUGAGGAAGGAAAUGGAGCAAUCCAUGAAUAUGCUCAACCCCAACCCUGAGCUCCCAGAUGUGUCUGAGCUCAUGACAAAGUUGUUCUCGGGCUCCAAGGGCUCCAGCAAGGCGGGCGGUAGCAGCAAGGGCGCCAGACCAGCUGUCAAGAGGAGGUAGUACACAUAACUCAUAU
This is a messenger RNA of Hippocampus zosterae (dwarf seahorse), 881 nucleotides long. RefSeq names its product ER membrane protein complex subunit 7b (gene emc7b). Gene Ontology annotation, molecular function: carbohydrate binding. NCBI's taxonomy places the organism in Eukaryota, Metazoa, Chordata, Actinopteri, Syngnathiformes, Syngnathidae. The record is from RefSeq and is a predicted model, not a curated record. The transcript has 5 exons. The coding region runs from base 149 to 865 and encodes 238 amino acids. Gene Ontology annotation, cellular component: EMC complex.